AGUUAGCGGGUCGGUGUGGGAAAGAGAGAGUUAUCGCAGAUCACCGCACACUUGCAUCAAAAUGAGUUCCAACAGGAAGCUUAAACGUAUUGAUGUUCCUUCAGAAAACAUAAAGAGCUUUUUUACUGGAGCCACUCCAGGUGCACGGCCAGAAAGGAGAACCCUGCAAGUCCUUCAGCCUUCUGCCGUCAACGAGAGUCUCGGAAGAGCGCGAGAGGCAGGGAAGAGCGUCCCGAAAAGAAAACUGUGGAGCGCAGAGCAAGUGAAGGGCUCAAAAAGGAUUAAAGCUGAAGUCGCUGUGCGAAAUGUCGAAAACGAGAACGAGUCUGAAGGGAUGACAAAGGAGGCUUAUGAGCUGCUGGUCAAAGAAACCCCACCAUCCACAUACUGGAAGGAGGUGGCCGAGGAGAGGCGGAAAGCCCUCUACAACGUCCUCCAGGAGAAUGAGAAGCUGCACAAAGCGAUUGAGGCCAAAGAGGAAGAGAUCUCGGCGCUGCGGAGCGAGAACGAGGAGCUGCAGGAGCUGGCGAAGCACGUCCAGCACAUGGCCGACAUGAUCGAGAGGUUAACUGGGAAGAGCCCGGAUGGUCUGGAAGAAGUGAGAAAUCUCUCUUUUGUGGCAGAGGAUGAUGACGAUGAGGAGGAGGAGGAUGAUGAGCCAGAGGAGGAGGAGGAAGAUGAAGCAGCAGAAGAUGAUGAUGAUGGAGCGCAGGAAGAUAAGUUGAGAUGUGAGGAAGAGGAUGGCUCAGACUGGGCUCCAGAGGAGGAAGAUGAAGCUGAAUAAAAUGCUGGCAGUAAGGAGCCAGCUUGUCUCAGGAUGUGCAUAAGACUGGAACUUCCAACACUGAGGGACCUGUAGGUUUGAGCAAUGACGCCCAAACCUUGCUGCUACUUUGUCUAGUGGCUUUUUUAUAGCCUUACUGCCAUGUGCAAUGUAAUUACCGUUUCAUUUCCUUGUUUGCUGGGGGAUUCAAUUUCCCAACUGCCUUUUUUAGUAGUAAUUUUUAGCCCCUGCUCUUAG
Messenger RNA from Megalops cyprinoides (Indo-Pacific tarpon), 1021 nucleotides. RefSeq names its product geminin DNA replication inhibitor (gene gmnn). Gene Ontology annotation, cellular component: nucleus. The transcript has 7 exons. Bases 62 to 784 code for a protein of 240 amino acids. The record is from RefSeq and is a predicted model, not a curated record. Gene Ontology annotation, biological process: negative regulation of DNA replication; negative regulation of cell cycle. Lineage: Eukaryota; Metazoa; Chordata; Actinopteri; Elopiformes; Megalopidae.